Messenger RNA from Exaiptasia diaphana, 1589 nucleotides. RefSeq lists its product as uncharacterized. Gene Ontology annotation, biological process: lipid storage; positive regulation of triglyceride storage. The coding region runs from base 86 to 1186 and encodes 366 amino acids. NCBI's taxonomy places the organism in Eukaryota, Metazoa, Cnidaria, Anthozoa, Actiniaria, Aiptasiidae. The record is from RefSeq and is a predicted model, not a curated record. The transcript has 5 exons. Gene Ontology annotation, cellular component: cytosol; lipid droplet.
CAAAUCGAAUCGGUAUCUUUCCUUCGAGGGAUUUUUGUGUAAUUGUUGAGUUACUCCGAAAAGARCAAGAYAAAUUCUUACUACAAUGGCUGCUGCCGAUGUUCAAGUGCCCCAGCCUCAAGAAAAUGGCUUAGAAGCUCCAGAAAAAAAAUCUUUCACAAAUCGUUUGUACGAGUUACCAGUCGUUGUGGCYGCCAUCGAACAACUGGGUCAACUGUACGGAACGGUAAAAGAGAAAAAUAGUGUAACUAAAAUGGCCUGCAAUGCCGGAGAAAGCACUCUCUCYGURGCUGCUGCUGCCUCAAAGCCUUUGAUCCAAACGGCUACAAAUACGGCUUUGACACUCGCCAAGCCGGUAGUCGGCAAGAUUGAAGAUCCUGUUGCUAUUAUUGAUGGCGUUGCCUCUGAAACACUUGCMAAAGUUGAAGAGAAGUUCCCUAUCAUCCAUAAGACUCCAUCUGAGAUUGCAGAGAUCACCAAAACUGCAGUAACAUCCCGUGUUUAUGGAUACUAUGAGAAUGUUCAGAACAUGGGUGUCACCAAGAUGGUUACAGAAAGAGCUAACGACUUGGUGUCCUUUACUGAACUUGUAGCAGAAAUUGCCUUGCCAACCGAUGGAAAUUGUGAUGAAGACAUGAAAGAACUUGAGCUUGCUGACCAGGAUCGUGAGCAGGGACUUGUUGUGAGGGCCAAACACUUGGGAAGCAGAGUGACUAGGCGGGGAACCAGGAAACUCCUGACUUACAAACCUUUGAAGAUGACUGUUGAUGCUGUAAACUGUGCCAGCGAAAGACUUCAAGGAGCUGUUGAGAAGUCUUCUGAUACUGGAAGAAAAGUCUAUGAAGCUUACAUGUACUUCCCAAACACCGCUGUUAAAAUCUCAGGAGAAGUUAUUGUAUCAGCCAAAGAAUUCAUCUUCGCCUUCACCAACGCUCAUGACAUCAAAGACCUUCCUGCUGCUCUUCUGAACAUGACAAAGAAAGCCACUGAGCCUGUAUCCAAUGUCGCUGACCGUGCACUUGCAUAUGUCUUUGUCCCAAGUCAAGUCGUCACUGACUACGUCCUCUCGUCUCGACCAGUCCAGUGGAUUGUCCCACAAGUUCUCUCCAACGAAGAAAUCAGCAAUCUAGAAAUCAGCAUGGAGGAGAUUGAGGAUGAUGUUUCAGAUGCUGAAAAGCCCCAAUAAAACAUAAUAUAAUUAUAAUCAUAAGAAGGACUUAAUAUUAUUUUGUAUAAGAAAUAUUGAUAAGUAGAUUUAUACUAGCUUUUAUCCAUUAUUUCAUAUACAUUACAUUCAUUUCUAAAAACAAAAGAGCACUUUGGUUUGUCUAAUUAUCCUUAGAAUUAUUUUGCUUUGAUGAACAGUAAAUAUGGCAUUUACUAAGUUCCCAUAAUUUAUACACGUGAUUGACACAAGUUCUUGGAGGUUAUGUUAAGGUGUGAUUGAUCUCUGAUGCGUACUAAUCAAUACCGUAGUGUUAUACUUUUUUUACAUAGUUUUCUUAUGAAGAAAUUCUGCAAGUUAUGCUUUAGCAGUUACAGAUGUAGUUGUGCCUCUAAAACAAUGAAUAAAGUAAGCUUCAAGACAA